Messenger RNA from Balaenoptera ricei (Rice's whale), 773 nucleotides. It is a transcript of the gene SIT1, whose product is annotated as signaling threshold regulating transmembrane adaptor 1. Gene Ontology annotation, biological process: T cell homeostasis; regulation of T cell activation; signal transduction. NCBI's taxonomy places the organism in Eukaryota, Metazoa, Chordata, Mammalia, Artiodactyla, Balaenopteridae. The record is from RefSeq and is a predicted model, not a curated record. The coding region runs from base 16 to 579 and encodes 187 amino acids. The transcript is spliced from 5 exons. Gene Ontology annotation, molecular function: kinase binding. Gene Ontology annotation, cellular component: plasma membrane.
UUGGCUCAGGGCAGGAUGGCUGCAAAUUCGGCUUCCACACCAUCAGGUCUGAGCAGAAGUGACAACUGCACGGAUCUGCUAGUGCCUGGAAUCCCCUCCGUGACCAAGGCCUGGGGACUAUGGGCCCUCUUAGGGGUUGUGACGCUGCUGCUUCUCAUCUCACUGGCUGUGCACUUAUUCCAGUGGACUAGUGGCUGGAGCAGGAGCCAUCCGGGACAGGGACGGCCUGGAGAGUCUGCGGAAGAGGUCCCUCUGUACGGGAACCUGCAUUAUCUGCAGACAGGACGGCUGUCUCAAGAACCGGGGCCAGACCAACAGGAUCCAACACCUGGAGGCCCUGCCAGGGCUGCAGAGGAGGUGAUGUGCUAUACCAGCCUGCAGCUGCGGCCUCCUCAGGGCCGGAUCCCCAGCCCUGGAAGCCCCAUCAAGUACUCGGAGGUGGUGCUGGACCCUGAGCCAAAGCCCCAGGCCUCGAGCCCCGAGCCGGAGCUCUACGCCUCAGUGUGUGCCCAGACCCGCAGAGCCCGGGCUUCCUUUCCAGACCAGGCCUACGCCAACAGCCAGCCUGCACCCAGCUGAGACAGAGGGCCUGGCACAGUGGGGCAUACAACUCCCCCGCCUCCUCUGUUGCCGGGGUUACUGCUACCCUGUCUGGGGCAUGACUGUUUCCCAACCACCCCCUGAAGACAGGCAGCCAUUGCUCAGUCACAGGAGUUAUGCUCCCCGAACUUCCUAUCUGAGCUGUGAGGGAGACAUCUCAGAGGAAUGGCAGG